This is a messenger RNA of Quercus robur (English oak), 741 nucleotides long. RefSeq names its product copper transport protein ATX1. Gene Ontology annotation, molecular function: metal ion binding. Lineage: Eukaryota; Viridiplantae; Streptophyta; Magnoliopsida; Fagales; Fagaceae. The coding region runs from base 276 to 500 and encodes 74 amino acids. The record is from RefSeq and is a predicted model, not a curated record. The transcript is spliced from 3 exons.
AGCAGUGUAAUGAUUUUUGCCGACCUUAUGUGUGGAGGUUAGUCCCUCGAAAGUCAACAUAGAUAGUAAUAAAGUGUGCUUUAUCAAAGUGAAAAUUCCCAUCAAUCACGUAAGAAUCCAAUACUCCAUUCUCCACUUUAUAUUUAUAUGUUUGGGUUGCUUAGCCAAAAAUUUAAAGGCCAUUCCUCUCCUCCUUUGGCUUCUUUCUCCAAGCUACUAAAAGGGUCAUUGAGAUACAAAGACAUCACCAAAAUUCCGCAUACUCUUCAAUCACAAUGGGCAAUGUGGUGGAAUUGAAGGUGGGUUUGCACUGUGAAGAUUGCAUUAAGAAAAUCUUAAAGGCCAUCAAGAAGAUGCAAGAUAUUGAAACAUAUAAUGUGGAUACGCAGCUCAACAAGGUCAUAGUGACAGGUAACAUUACCAAUGAAGAAGUCAUCCGAGUUCUUCAGAUAAUUGGCAAAUCGGCAAGCACUUGGGAGGGGGAGGAGAUAAAUUGUUGAAUCUACAAUUUUAUUUCGUACCUCAUCAAGAUUGCACUUGAAAUUGCAAGUUGUAGCCUACAAGAUAUUUUGAUGGAAGAACGGAAAAAAAACGUCACAAGGAGAGAAUUGGUACUUUCAUUUCUUAUAAAAUGGCUUUUUUAUUUUCUCCAGUGUAAAAUGAAGUAACAUUAGUCAUAUAAAAUGACUAAUAUUGUAAAAGGGCAUAAGUUGAACAUCAAUAAUUAUUAACUUCCCACUC